CAAACGAAAUCCCCAACCUCAAGACACUUCUUGGCCAACGUCGCGGGGGACCGCCAAGAGGAAGAGGAGCCGGGAGAGGAGGAUUGGGACGGUCUAGCGAAGAACGGGCACAGGCGCUGGACAAUGCCGUCAAGGGUACCGAUCAAGAUGCUGCGGGGAGCAGGGGGGACCUACGUGCGCACGUCGGCCAUCGACCUUCUCGUCGCUAAAUUCCUCGUCACCUACCCCUCUGCGCCAAAGCAGAUCAUCUCGCUCGGUGCUGGCACCGACACGCGCUUCUUCCGCCUCCUCGACCAGUAUCCCGAGACACGACUCAUAUAUCACGAGAUCGACUUCCCUACAAAUACCUCUGCGAAGAUAGCCGCCAUACAACGGCAGCCAUUGCUCCAUCGGAAGCUGCUGCAAACGCCCUCGGACUCGGCCUCAUACCACUCAGACGAUUAUAAUGUUCAUGCGCUCGAUCUACGCUGUUUGGCCGACCCUUCGGACAAGGCGCCUCUACCUCAGAUACCGAACCUAGACUCAAACGUACCGACCUUGAUCCUGUCCGAAAUGUGUCUGGUCUAUCUACAGCCUUCGACAGUGCAGUCGGUAGUCUCAUCGCUAUUGACACACUAUCUGCGACCGACAACGCCUGCGUCCCUUAUACUCUACGAACCGAUCCUACCGCAAGAUGCUUUUGGCCAGACCAUGAUUGCGAAUCUCCGGACGCGCAACAUCCAUCUCCACACACUGACUGCGUAUCCCGGACUCGACGACCAGCGCGCACGCCUCCAGAGUUACGGGCUGGGGGCUGGGGCGAAGGCAGCCGACACACACACGAUUUGGCAAAGAUGGAUCAGUGAUGGGGAAAAGGAGCGCAUUGCUGGUCUCGAGUUUCUCGACGAGCUAGAAGAGCUUGAUAUGUUGCUUAAGCAUUACUGCGUCGCAUGGGGCUGGAGAGACGGAGAAGGCGAUGACAAAGCCGCUACCAUGGCUGUGCGCAACACAACGCAACCAUCAUUCAACUUCCUCACCGGCGAAGAGGAACCCGCGCCUGCGCCAGCACCUGCGAAAAGAGAACCUCUGCGCGAAACAUCUCGGACCACAUUGCGAGCCUCGCAGAAUGCGCCGCACACGGUUGUGCCCUCGGAUCCUAUCAAUGAAGACCUCCGCGCGCAGCUUAACACGCUGCGGUAUGAGCUCGAAACAGCCAAACAAGAAAAGGAGAUGAUGAAAUUGGAGCAUGCGCAAGAACUCCGGGAUGCCCAGAACCGCGCCGAUACCGAUUUCCGCAAAGCUCAGCAAGUCGAGGCUUCGAGUAGUAAUAUCGCGAAGAAAUAUGAGUCCUUGUCAAGGGAGAUGUCUGAGCUGCAGACACGGACUGCCAAUGAGCGACUCGCGUUAGAGAGGCGGCUACGGGAGAGCCAGGAAAAGGCGCAAUCGAUACAGGAAGAGUACGAUGAGGUCAAGGAGGAGUUGUCAACAUCGCAACGGCAGAAUGAACACAGAUACAACACCCUGCAGACGGAGCACCGGAAACUCAAGGAGAGCAUGGAGGAGAUGCAAGCAGAUCUACAGGCUAAAGUCAAUGCGCUGCAGGCUACACAGCGGGCGCUUGCAGAAAAGGAGGAAGAGGCUGGACAAAAGGAGGCUGAAGUGUUGCGUCUCAAGGCCAUCACAGGGGAUGCAGAGACGCUUGCGGUGAUUAAGAGGGAGCUGUCUGACCAGGUGGCACAUAUCAAGAAGCUGGAGACUUUGACCCGGGAGCAGAAUGCCGAGCUCAAGCAAUACCGGAAACAACACAAGGCCAUCGAGGUUGUGGAAGAGGAGAAGAGGUCGCUGCAGACUAAGCUGCGCAUGAUGGACGAUCUGCAACGGCAGCUUGGUGAGGCAGAGCUGCGGAGACAGGUUCUUGAGGAAGAGCGAGACUCUUGGACAUCGUACCUGGAAGCUGAAGCCGAAACCCACGGACAGGUAAUGUUCGAAACACCUCAAGACCUCGCGCGGGCUUUCAUCCAAGAGCGUAUAGAAAGGACCGAUCUUCUCAACAGGUUGGGUGAGAUCAAACCAGAACUCACAGUCAAAGAGGCGACCAUACAAGCGCUCGAGGAAGAGAAGGUCCAGCUGCAGGCAGAGAUCCAGCAGCUCAAGACUGUGGGAAGCACGAGUGCAGCUAACAGCGCUGAUGCAAAGGCACGAGCGCGUCUAGAGCGGCAGAAGACGCUGGCAACUAAAGAGGUCGAGUUCCUACGCGCCCAAGUCAAGGCCUUUGAUGACGAAGAACGCGAGAUGCAGCCUGACAUGUACGAUGCAGCAAAGUCCGAGCGGAUCAAAGAGCUCGAGGACCUCGUAGAUCAAUACCGCAAAGAAGUCGAUACUUUGCAAAAGGAGUUCAACGGUCUUGAAAAGCCUACUACCGCCGUAGCAGGACAGAAGCGGCCCCUCGAGACCGACGAGAACGAAGAACGUGUAGGCGAGCUACGACGCAAGAACCGACAGCUCCAAGACGACCUCCACGCACUCCAAAAGAAGAUGAAGCUCGUCGAAUCCGAGUACACAGCCCAGCACUCGCAGCUCAAGAAGCUCAAAGAAUCCUCUCGCACACGAGUCCUAGAGCUGAAAUCCAACCCCACGGCCGACGCCGAAGCCCUCAAACUCAGCACCGUCCGCACCCUGCGCGAAGCAAAUGCCCAGCUCCUCGACCAACUCGAAAACGGCAAGCAAGCACCCUCCAGCGUGCCUCUAGCUACGCUCGAUGCCGCGCGCGACGAGCUCGAAGAACUCAAAGCCCAACUCGCCUCGUCGUCCAAGAAAAUCGUGCGCCUCAAGCAAAUCUGGACAGCCAAAUCCCUCGAGUUCCGCGAGGCCGUCGCCUCGAUUCUCGGCUGGAAACUCGACUUUAUGCCCAACGGCCGCGUAAAAGUCACCAGCAUGUUCAAGCCCGCCGACGACGACGCCGAAAACAGCAUCGUGUUUGAUGGCGAAAACGGAACCAUGAAAGUCAGCGGCGGCGAGCACAGCCUGUUUGCCAAUGAGAUUCGCGAUCAGAUUGUGUAUUGGGUCGAGGGUCGCAAGGAGAUUCCGUGUUUCUUGAGUGCGCUCACGUUGGAGUUUUGGGAGCGUGGGCCCGGUGGGCAGACGAUGCAUGGGUGAGUUGAGAGUUGUGAGUUUUUGUAUAUUCUGAUGCGCAUCCUGGGUGUUGCCCAGCGAGUUGGGGUUUUUUGGACUUUUGUGCUAGUGUAAU
Molecule: messenger RNA, 3226 nt
Organism: Exserohilum turcica Et28A
Lineage: Eukaryota; Fungi; Ascomycota; Dothideomycetes; Pleosporales; Pleosporaceae
Exons: 3
Coding region: 124-3135 (1003 amino acids)
Biological process (GO): attachment of mitotic spindle microtubules to kinetochore; mitotic spindle assembly checkpoint signaling; methylation
Cellular component (GO): nuclear envelope; kinetochore; mitotic spindle
Molecular function (GO): methyltransferase activity
Source: RefSeq, a predicted model, not a curated record